AUGACCUUCUUUGAGAAUUUCUCAUACGAUGUCAUCUUCGAACUCAAUAAAUAUCUCAGCCUUGACGAUGUCGUGCAUCUUUCCCAGACAUGCCGCCAAUUGAGAGCGUCAAUCUUCAGUAACGAUCAAGUGGCAAGGCAGGUGGUCGGAGCACAUCAUCUGUAUACAGAAGAAGCAUCCGAAGCCCAGCAAAAGAUUUUUACGUAUAGACACGCUUUAUGUUCCAUUUACGAAAGACGUCAGGCCUUCUCGGUUGCGCGGCCUUUCGCAGCACAAGUUGUUGGACAAGGACACUCCUUUCUCUAUCGAUGUGGAGUGCUAUGCGCGAAACGAGACAGCACUAUCUCUGUCACGAGCGUGCGAUCUGCAGGGCCUAGCUUUGAGUUCAAUCUUGGUCAACUGCUCCUCGAUCAUGAGGAGUAUCAUCUGGGUAACAGCUUUGAGAUGAUGUAUUACAGUGAAGAUCUCCUCGCUGUUCUUGUCGCAAUCAAUGAGCAAGAGAGCAAUGGCGGUGAUCCGCAAGAAAAUUUCAUCGUCCUUACAAGAACAACGCCAGGUCUGUCCGACAGGGAGCGUAUUAUCAGGGUGGUCUCAAUUGGGCCAGCAGCAGACAGCUGUAGACUGUUUGUCCGCCAUACUUCGAAGUACAUGUACUUCGGCCUCCACAAUACGCUAGGAAGGGAUGGCCAUCGCAAGUGGGUAAUCAAGGGCUGCUCGUUAGACCCAGACGAGCCUGACAAUGACAUCUGGAUGAACCCACCUCUUCUCAUCGAAGACUUUCACGGCAAUGAUGUUGGGUCAACGGUUGCUUUCGAGAUACAUGAUGGCUACUUUUACGCUGUCUCAAAUCAGGGCACUUAUGAGGUGGAAGAGGUCGACUGGACUUCUUUCUACCACUGUGUCAGGUUUCCCCUCGAUAACAACGCCAAAGAAGCCGUGCAGAGAGACACACGCGUUUAUCGUCGACAGCAUGCUGAAGGCGCUAUACACGACUCGUGGACGGACCUCACACUUCAGCACGACGAAGAGACCAAUGAGCUUUACAUUGUCGAGUCCAGGCGUGAAUGGCUUGGAGCAACCUCAAAGCAAGCGAGAACGUUCUACACAUCAAAGAUCCAGUUUCCUACGUUUGUAUUUGGAGACUUUAUGCCAGAUGUCGGCUCGUCAAGCAGCAGUACAUCACAGCCCCGGCCGUUACCUGACAACGACAUUCUAACAACUCUUCUUGGCUCUUCGCAUAACGCAAAUUAUAUGCCCACACCUGAGCAAUACAGCUGGACACGACACCCCGAGUUUCCCACCAGUAAUAGAAGCCCAUUCACUCUUGCGAAAACAAAGUUCCGAGCAUACAACUACUCCUGCUCUACCUUCUUAGAUCUUGUAGAAGAUGAAAAUUGCUGCACCGAUCGCUCACCAAAUUCCCGACCCUGUCUCAGGCUGAGAAUGGGAAGCCGGCGAGUUGCACCAUCUGACACGCUUAUCAUCCAGAGUGGAAAAGGGAAGUAUCCGGUCAAGCACAACGGCCCUAUUGACCUCUCCCCGGCAGAGUACAGCCCCUACAUAGACCACACGCACUACCGCUACCCCGAGAUCAACAUGUGGCCGCCACCACCCUCGACAUGCCAAUGCGCUGUGCGCCUUCAUCGCAUCAUAAACCCCGUCUUCAGAUCCAGUUCUACCUGGGGCGGAGGUGGUAUCCAAGCCGUCUCCGAUGAACGCAGUAUUGUGUACAUGGUCAAACCGAGCGGCGAGAACGUGGAUAGUGCACUAGGCACCAUUGUGCUAGUCGACUUCGGUCGUUCGAAUGUGAAUUUGCAAGCCGGAAACGACCUACGCUGGGAGCGCGGAGCUGGACAAGAAGCAAGAUGCAGGGAUGGCACGUGUGCGUAG
Messenger RNA from Didymella exigua CBS 183.55, 1890 nucleotides. RefSeq lists its product as uncharacterized. The record is from RefSeq and is a predicted model, not a curated record. NCBI's taxonomy places the organism in Eukaryota, Fungi, Ascomycota, Dothideomycetes, Pleosporales, Didymellaceae. The transcript is spliced from 2 exons. Bases 1 to 1890 code for a protein of 629 amino acids.